CGGCUACUCAGGCAGGUUAAGACGUAUGGAUUUUUGUCAAGAUGAGCUACACGAUCGACACGAACUUGGGACCCGGCCAAAUACCGGAAGACUUCCUCUCAGAGACUUCCGACUUCCUGUCCGCGCUGUUCGAUCGCCCCAAAAAGGUCAUCAUGGGACAAUUGCGCAGCGGACAGAGGUUUGAUUUUUCCGGUUCGGAUGCCCCUUGUGCAGUCAUGCACAUAACUCGAGGCUCCUUAAAGCCGGGCACGGUGGCAGAAGAAGCCGUCAAGUACUAUGUGGCUGCCAUAAGCGAAUAUUUCCAAAAAAACCUCGGCUUAGACAGUACUAGAGUAAUGAUAUUCUAUCACGAACACGAUUUGGCCAUGAUGGGCAACGCUGGUAAGACAUUGAAAUGCUUCUGGGACGGAAUAGGACCGUUUCCCACCACCAAAUGAACACACCUGAUAAUAAUAAUAUCAUAUUAAUAUCACUGUUGCCUUUUUCGUAUAGGUGUGUAAUUAACGUGUGUAGGUACUCGAAUAGUAAAUAAAUAAUAAAAAAAAACACAACCUUUUAUUUUUUUUUAUAUUGUACCGAUUUUUAUAUUGUAUAUUUCGUAUUCGUUCUAUUUGGUACAAAAUUACAGACGACCUAAACACAGUAAUAAUACAUAAAUGUGAUGAUUAUAUAACCGUGUAUUACUUGUGAAUUAUACAACACUGACAAAAACGAUAGAUUGUUUUUAAAUUUUAGAUAUAUUAUAAUCAAGCCCGGCUCGUUUGAAAAAAAAAAAAAAACAAGAAAUACACCUUAAAACAAAUGAGUA
Molecule: messenger RNA, 808 nt
Organism: Adelges cooleyi (spruce gall adelgid)
Lineage: Eukaryota; Metazoa; Arthropoda; Insecta; Hemiptera; Adelgidae
Product: D-dopachrome decarboxylase-like
Exons: 3
Coding region: 42-437 (131 amino acids)
Molecular function (GO): phenylpyruvate tautomerase activity
Source: RefSeq, a predicted model, not a curated record